ACCACCACGACCAGUGACCAGUGAGCACCACCACGACCCAGUGACCACCACGAACCACCACGAACCACCACGGACCACCACAAAACGUCGCCACCACCACCACCCGUGAUCGUCGACACCGAACAGAGGCCAUCGCCACCACGAGCAGUACCCGUCGCCACCACCACCCGUGAUCAUUAAAAGAUGGCUCCCAGACUCAUUAUUCCAGCCACCGAGCAUUUUACUGGCCGCGUCACAUAUAGGGGCACUGGAGUGUUUGCAAAAAUCAAAGCUCGGUUUGAGGAGUUCAACCUUAAUAACACGGCGAAUGAAAGCCGUUUCGGGAACUUCUGGAAUGCCGUUCCCUUGACAUUCUCCUCGGUGUUAUUUCACCAGUUGAUGCUCCACAAAAUGAAAGUGGAUGCUCAGGAGGAGUUGAGGAUGAGGUUUUAUGUUGGUCGGAAGGAGGUCCGAUUCGGGGUGCUGGAGUUUGCACUCAUUACGGGUUUGGACUUCUCCUCGGGGCCAACAGAAGAGGAGAAGGCUGCGCAGGUUGCGCGCUCGGGGUCAGACCGAUUGAUCAACAGAUAUUUCAACCGGUCUGAUAGUGUGAAGACAGAAGCACUCCAACUUCAGUUCACAAACUGCCAGAACCCGGAAGACUUGUACAAGCUCGGCUUGUGCUUGUUUGUGGAGUCAGUGCUUCUGGGCCGCGAGGCAAACGCGCUGAUCACGCCUCACAUACUUAGAUAUGUGGAAGACCUCGAGUUCUUCUUCCGGAUUCCUUGGGGGAAGCACUCAUUCGCAAGACUCAUGCACUCGCUUCAGAAAGACAUGUUGAAACAGAAGGCCAACUACGAGAAGAAGCUGAGUUCGGAUGUUCAGCACGAGUGCAAAUACACAGCAUAUGGCUUCGCACCUGCAGUACAAUAUUGGGCGUACGAGGCUAUUUUGGAGGUUGGGAAGAGGUAUGGCACGAACCACGGGAUUCGGUUCCCCAGGAUGCUUAGCUGGACAAGCAAAGGCGAUAUUGGGAAGAAAGACGUCAGCGCAUUAUUUUCUAGACGGAAUCUGGAAGUGGUGAAGGGGCUACUUCCACGGACAGAGGAGGAGGCAUUUGUGAGGACAAUAUCUUACGAUGGUGUGGAGAACCUGGUUGAUGAUGUUGUGGAUGACACAGAGGCUGAGGCAGGUAGUCAGGUACCAGAGACUCAGGUCCCAGACACUCAGGAAAGAAACACUCAGGUACCAAUUUUUGGAACUUUUUUUUUAUGUCUUUAUUUUUUAUUGUUUUUGUUUUGUGAUAUUUGUUACAUUGUGGAAUUAUCGUAUGCUUACCGUAUUUUUUUGAUAUAUAUUUUUUCAGGCCACUGGUUCAGAACCUCAGCCCAGUGCACCAUCUUCAUCAGGCGUUCGGGGUGCCGAGUACACUGA
This is a messenger RNA of Cannabis sativa, 1413 nucleotides long. RefSeq lists its product as uncharacterized. The record is from RefSeq and is a predicted model, not a curated record. The transcript is spliced from 3 exons. Bases 184 to 1413 code for a protein of 409 amino acids. NCBI's taxonomy places the organism in Eukaryota, Viridiplantae, Streptophyta, Magnoliopsida, Rosales, Cannabaceae.